AUGAAUUUUAAAAUAUUGCAAUUACUUUGUAAAAUAGAAUAUUUAAUCAUCCUAAGUGAUUGAAUUCAGUAUAUGUGGCAUCUGCAUUUGAUGAUAUAGGAAUCUUGGUUGAAUUGUCCAACAAUAAGGAUCCAAGUUUAGGAUUCAAGUAAUAAAGUGAGGUAAAAACCUAUCUCAAAAAGUUAAGAAAUUUAUAUCUAUAUGAUAACAAGUUAUUUAGAAACAAGAAAGAAUCUAAAGACUUCAGUGAAAACAAAGAAAAAAAAAUGAUCCUAACAUUAUAUCAAUAGUUCUAAAUUAUCUUCAUAGUCUCCCUUGGAAGAGGAUAUGAAAAUCAUUAAAUUGAGCAUUAUGAGAUCAGAAAUAUUGAGAAACAAAGUUUCAGAUAUUCCUAAACAUAAUAAUAAUCCUUUAUCAAAUUGUUCUAGAAGAUUAUCUAAUAUUAACUCAGAACCGACUUAAUUUAAAAACUUACUCGUUUUAUUUCUAUCCGUGGCUGGAACAAUAAUAACCAAAAAUUUCAGAGAUCAAACUGA
This is a messenger RNA of Paramecium pentaurelia, 536 nucleotides long. The record is from the annotation of a GenBank genome assembly. Lineage: Eukaryota; Ciliophora; Oligohymenophorea; Peniculida; Parameciidae.